AUGUCAGAAAGCAAUCCAAUAUUAGAAAAAUCUUUGGAUGAAAUUAUUGGCGACAAAAAGCCAGAAAGAGGGCACCGUGGGCCAAGUAGAGGGGGACCUAGAAGAGGUGGCCCAAGGAACGACAGAUCCGCCAGAGGAAGAGGUGUGAAUAAACCAGAUAGCCGUAACAGUAGCAGAAACAACGCUAGACCUCCACGCCCGUUCAAUCCUAACAGGGCUGUACCACGUGAAAUUGCUUCGCUUGCUGGGUCAAGACCAUUGUUAAGAGUCAAGAACGUCCACCCCGAGUUAACUGGCCAGGAUUUGUCCCAAUUAUUUGACGGAAUCGCUGCAGUCGAGUUUGUCAAGUUUGAUCCUUCCAACGACAGUGUUGCAUACGUUUGCUUUGAGCACAGUAACGCCAAGAAUAACUCAAUUGCGAUCUCCAAGUUUGAUGGUAGAAUGGCCAUGGGCAGAGAAAUAGCAGUGGAGUCAACUACCUCCUUAGCUGACAGAAUAAUCGCUGCUCCUCCUAGAGAGAGAGGAUCAAAGCCAGUGGGUAACAACAGUAGAGACAACGGAAACAAAAAGCCCGCAAAGCAGGCAAAGAAGGAACGUCCGCCUAAGCCAGUGAAGAAGUCUGUUGAUGAUUUAGAUGACGAGUUGAGUGCCUACAUGGCUGGACAGGCAGCUCCAGAACCGGAACAAGCCCCAGCUCAAACUGAGACUGCUACAGUUGAGCAAUCUGAACCAUCCGCUGAUGUCAAUGACGAAAUGACUUUAGAUUAG
This is a messenger RNA of Dujonia railenensis, 768 nucleotides long. The record is from the annotation of a GenBank genome assembly. Lineage: Eukaryota; Fungi; Ascomycota; Pichiomycetes; Serinales; Debaryomycetaceae.